AUGACCCCCGCUGUUGCUGACUUCGUACAAGAGUACAAAACUAAAAGAUGGAUCUACGAUCGUAAUACAGCAGCGACCGUUAAAAUAUGCAACGAGAUGCUUCAAGCCGAGCUUCUCCCGGGGGUUAUCACCCACCGGAUAAAGGAGCCUUCUAGCUUGGAGCGCAAACUUCUUCAACGGGAGAGUUAUUAUGGCCGACGGUAUCCGUCGAAAGAAGCCAUCCAAGAAGAGAUUGCAGACCUAGCGGGAGUUCGCAUCGCCGUGUGCUUUCCUCAGGAUAUUGAACGCGUCCACGACGCGCUAUGCGAACGAUUCGACAUGGAGUUAAAGAAAAGCUAUGGAGUAGGAGACUCCAGCAAGAUUCUCCAGCGUCCAGGGUAUUGCGCCACCCAUUGUUGGGUAUAUUUGAAAGAGGACGAGCCACAGGCACGGGACGGACCAUACAGGAGGAGAGUCGAAAUCCAAAUCAUUUCUAUGUUGCGACAUGCCUGGUCUCAAUUUGAACAUAACGCGGUUUAUAAGGCACAAUCCAAAAUGGAUACCGAGGAUCGCCAGAUACUGCAUUCAUUGAGCGGUGCCAUUCACCGCGGAGAACGGCUCCUGAACUGUAUGUCCGAGAACGAAGGCGUCCGACAUCUAUCGGCUGAUCUGCUAUUUGAAUUGGUGUAUGAGGUAGGAUGCUUGGUUGUGGAUGCGGCCAAACAGGAAACUCGAGCGCGGGGAAGUGCAAAACCCUUAGAGGAGUUCUUGCGAAAUUUGAAGAUGGCGAGACCUCAGCCCUCGUCCCGUUCCAUGGUAAAGGCAUCCUUAUAGGAUAAUACCAAGACACUGCGUGUAAAACGCGUCCAACACCGCAAGGCUUGGAAGAGGUUCAAGGGCAACA
This is a messenger RNA of Aspergillus pseudotamarii, 883 nucleotides long. RefSeq names its product GTP pyrophosphokinase. The transcript has a single exon. Gene Ontology annotation, biological process: guanosine tetraphosphate metabolic process. The coding region runs from base 1 to 813 and encodes 270 amino acids. Lineage: Eukaryota; Fungi; Ascomycota; Eurotiomycetes; Eurotiales; Aspergillaceae. The record is from RefSeq and is a predicted model, not a curated record.